AUGAAAAUUCAAACAACGGACUCUGUAGCAGAAUCUCAGCAAACUCUGACCCCGUAUGUUACCGGAUCAUCUGUGGUUGCAAUCAAAUACAAAGAUGGGAUUCUCAUGGCUGCUGAUAUGGGAGGUUCCUAUGGCUCUACUCUGCGAUACAAGAGUGUUGAGCGGUUAAAGACUGUUGGGAAACAUUCCCUUAUUGGUGCCGGUGGAGAAAUAAGUGAUUUUCAAGAGAUUCAACGUUACCUCGACGAGCUUAUUCUCAAUGACAAUAUUUGGGAUGACGGGAACUCUCUAGGGCCUAAGGAGGUGCACAACUAUUUAACUCGGGUGAUGUAUAAUAGGCGUAACAAGUUCGACCCUUUGUUGAACUCCCUUGUACUUGGUGGUGUGAAGAAUGGUCAAAAGUACCUUGGCGUGGUCAAUAAUAUUGGAAUUAAUUUUGAAGACAAUCACAUAGCUACUGGACUAGGAAAUCUUCUUGCUGUGCCCCAUCUCCGUGACGAAUGGCAGGAAAAUUUGAGCUUUCAGGAAGGUGUCAAGUUACUGGAAAAAUGCAUGCGUACGCUUUUAUAUCGCGAUAGGUCCGCUGUCAACAAAAUACAGAUGGCUAGAAUGACUGAAGAAGGUGUAACUAUGUUUCCACCAUACUCAUUAAAAACAUACUGGGAGUUCUCUGCUUUCAAAAAUCCCACAGCUGGCGCCGAAGGAUCAUGGUAA
Messenger RNA from Lathyrus sativus (Indian pea), 714 nucleotides. Lineage: Eukaryota; Viridiplantae; Streptophyta; Magnoliopsida; Fabales; Fabaceae. The record is from the annotation of a GenBank genome assembly.